Danaus chrysippus (African queen) is the source of this 1254-nucleotide messenger RNA. Lineage: Eukaryota; Metazoa; Arthropoda; Insecta; Lepidoptera; Nymphalidae. The record is from the annotation of a GenBank genome assembly.
AUGAUAAUAAUAAUAAUUUUUAAGAAAGAACGCGGACAGCUUCUCUUGACCAACGAUCAAAUUUACGACCAUUUCAAGAGCACAUACGAAGUGCCUAAAAGUUUAAGACGGUAUAGGGAUCCAAACGAUCAAAAACCUGCAUUUCCUCGAAUCGAAUUCCACGGCAUUCCACCAACGCUAGAGGAACUAAGUAGUCAGAUCAAGAGGACGUCGUCUAAAUCUGCACCGGGACCCGAUGGUAUCCCAUAUAUAGUCUUUAAAAAAUGUCCAUCGGUUCGUAAACACCUCCUAAAUAUAUACGGUAAAAUCUGGUCAGGGAAGCAAAUCCCGGAGUGCUUCGGGAAAGCAAUUUUUGUCCUCAUUCCCAAAAAAGAUAUAGUUACUGAUCCGAAAGAUACUAGACCGAUAGCUUUAACAAAUACUAUAUCGAAAAUCUAUUUCUCGGUUCUACAAACGAGAAUGACGCGAUUCAUGCUCAGCAACAACUAUUUUAGGCCAAAUCACCAGAAAGGGUUUUUACCCGGGAUUUCUGGAUGCCUAGAACACAACACCUUGCUGUCGGAGAGUUUGAAAGAUGCUAGAAGAAGCGAGCGGCAAAUCACUGUUUGUUGGAUAGACUUAGAGAACGCGUUCGGGUCGAUACAACACGAAUUGAUGCUAUUCGCGCUUAGAUGGUACAACUUUCCACCCCUAGUUAGAGAUAUGAUCGCGUCGUAUUACUCAAAAUUAAGGUUUUCUAUAAUAACUAAAGAAGGCCCUUCAAAAAGUUUGAGUUAUAAUGUAGGACUGUUUCAAGGUUGUUGUCUAUCUCCAAUUACGUUUAAUAUCGUUAUUAACAUUUUAGUAGACAAAUUAAUCUGUAACGAGAAAAAAUGGGGUUAUCGGUUUAAGUUUAAUAAUAAAUACACGGAAUCCAUUUUAGCCUUCGCUGACGAUCUCGCAAUACUGACACGUAACCCCAAACACUGUCAAGUACUAUUGGAUGAAGUGGAUAAAUUCUGUGAGUGGACGGAUGGAUUGAGGACAAAACCCAGUAAAUGUCAUUGUCUGUGUCUUGGUAGGCGGAAUACAAGAUACACCUCAUACGAUCCGGGACUAUCGUUAGGCGGUCAAUACAUUUCUACGGUUACGGAAAAUGCACCAUUUAAAUUUCUCGGUCGUAAGAUUGAUAAUAUAGGCCGUACUCCAUCUUUAGAAGGAAUAGUAGAUAGCUUUUUGAACGAUCUUAACAAGGUAGAUAGAAGAAUAGAAUAA